AUGCGCCUGCCUGCAGACCCUGCCCGGCCAGGCUCGCUCAGCACACGGCCCGGCAGCCGCCCAGCCUCGCAGGCACCACGACCUCUCCUAGGCAACUAUAUAACAGUCCUGAACAAACAGGCCAAGGCCGUGAUGGAGACAAUCUCUGGAAAACACCAUCCCAGUGGUGGAGGGAACCUCCGGGAAGGCCAGGGCCCAGAAAUGAGGCGAGCAGACAGAGUCAGUGUGUCAGAGCCCUCCUCUCUGGGGAGUCAAGUUAGUGACGCAGAAAGCACUUGCUCUCAGUUGAGUGAGUUUGAAGACAAGAGUGAGUGUAUUUGCUUGAAUGCAACAUACUCUAUACGUUUUUCAAACUCACAACUAAAGAAUGGAAGGUCUCGUCAGUUGAAUUUACAAUUAGACCCUGGACUGCAGAAAGGAAAGGAGGCAUGUUUUGAUAUUUUGGAACAUCAAGGUGAUGAAAUGGUCGGCUUAGAGAGAGCCUACGAGGACGGGCAGGGCCGUGCCCCAGAGGAGGACUCCCGGCAGGAGUACCACAGUGUGGAAGAGUGCGUGAGCGACCAUGCCUCUCCCGACAGGACGAAAGGGCCGUGCGGGUCUCACAUGCUGAACUCGGGGGACUCCGGUUGGGAGGCCCAGCGCGCCAGCCCUCUGGAAGAGCAUGUGCUUGGGCUGGGAAGAGGCUCUGUCCUGUCCUUAGAUUCACUAGAAGUCUGCGAACAGGAAGACUCGCCGAGUGGCUCCGCCUUUCAGGAUGCUGCGAGGCCGAAAGGAUGCCGUGAACAGAAGCAUGAGCAGUGUCAGGCGCGGGAGACUGGUGCGGCGUUGCACGCGGUGGGCGAUGACGUCAUACCAGCAGGCAGCUUUGGAAACCACGCAUCUGCAUCUGAGACUGCUUUUCUGAACUCUCAAAACACAUUAAAAACGAAAAUUUAUGCUGAAAAAGUGAAAGCCCAAAUAACUGAAAUUAUAAAUUUUUGUGGAAACACAACUGCUGAAAACAAACUCUUACAGCACCUUGAAAAUGCUAGCACACUGGCACAGGCCAGAGCCUUAGAGGCCUCACUCCAGCCGCAUGACGAGCACCCGACUUCCUGGACCUUCAGGUUGGACGAGUCGGUCAUUUCCGCCCGUGAAUAUUCACGGUACAGAAGUGUGCAGAGCGGCCCUGAUGUUUCUGUCAGCGCGCCGAGGAGUGCAGCCAGACACGGCCAGGCCGCGCGAGAGGCGAGCUCCCCAGAAGCUGGCAGCCGCAGUACCAGCACAGCUUGCUGUCCUGCCACAGCAGGGGCACGCCCCCUCGCUGGGCCAAGAGUGGUCAGCUACACGGUCACCGUUGACCAGACAGUGGACGUCAGCACGGACUUCAGGGCCUGCUUCACAACCAGCAGGGCCACGAGUGCCAGGCCUCGCGUGGCGUCAGCGUCGUGCAACACGGACAUCACGAUGAUGAACAAAAAGCGGCCUAGCGAAUGUCGCCGCGAGACACAAAGGAGUGUUGCGUGCAAUACGGAGUGGUCGUACGGUCAGGAGCCACACAUGGCUGCCACAGAAGGACCCAGAACAUCGGCCUCAGUGGGCAGUUUAAAACCUAAUGGAAAUGUCCUAAACAAGGACUCUCAAGAACUGAGGAAUACAUUUGAUACCACGGACUUCGAGAAGCAUCCGGAGAGGGAUUUUCAGCUCUGUAAAGACACGAAGAGGACUCUGCCCUCAGUGUGCUGUGAGAAGAUGAAGCAGCGAGCCCUGAGCGCUGAGCUGCACCUCCUGGACAUCCAUUACCAGCUGUGCCAUCGCCACUGCUGCGAGCUGCAGAGGCUGCUGACCGACAAGGGGGCAGCGCUCGGCCGGAAUUUGCCAAGUGGUUCUGCUAGGAAGGAGCUCGGAUCAGCCCUGCAGUCUGUUUUGGGAGCCUUGGAAGUUAGAUAUGCGUGUUUGAAAGACAAAGUCGAGCAGGGCAUUCCCCUGGAAGAGCUGCCGCCGCUCUCGAUCGAGUCCAAGCUGCUGUCCGGCUUCUCGGCCUUUGCAUCCAGGUUAAUGAAAGAAGACUCACAGGUGUCUCCAGUGGCAGACGUGGCACCAAGUGCUCAGGAUUCACAUGGAGGUGACGUACCCUCAAGCCUGAAAAAGACACUCUCACAAGUGACCUUACUGGCUGAACAAGACACAUCACCCAAUAAAGAUGGUUUAGAAACUGGUGAUAUAAAUGUAGAAUUUAGUCAGUUGAAACUUGAUGAUGAAGACUGCAGACAUUACCGAGAAAUGGGUGACAGCUGGUUUGAUGCCCGAGAGAACCUGACGGGAGUGGACCCCUCAGGAACACGAGGCAGCCAAGUGGACCCUGAGCAGGGGGCUCCGGAGGGCACACCUGAAAUGAAGGCUGCUGAGCCAGCUGGGAGAGACAGAGGUUUUCUAAUACACGUCGGAGGUCUCUGCCCUUCAGUCUCUGAGGCUGAUUUAAGGUCUUAUUUCCAGAAGUACCAAGUUUCUGAAAUUUCAAUUGAUGACUCUUCUGAUUACAGAUAUGCAUCUCUGGCUUUUAAGAAAAACAAUGAUGCCAAGAUGGCUGUGAAGGAAAUGAACGGGACGGAAAUAAAUGGCAAAUUCGUCAGUGUGCGGCUUGUCAAAACUCCCGGGGAUCCCACGUCCCCACUGUCCUCCCAGCAUGGGGACAGAGUCAGCUUGACGAGUUCAGAGAAAAAUCCCAACGGAGGAGUUGGUUCAGUGCCCUGUGCCUCCAGCCUGCCCAGAAGCAGGCCGCGGCCGACGGGAGCCGAGCCGGACAGCGAGUGCUGCCCUCUGGCCCAGCAGGUCAAGAAGAACUGCAGGCAGAUUGAGUCUGCUAAGUCAGCUCCUCAUAUCCCCGUGCAGUUUAUACCUCCCAAUACCUUGAACCUUCGCAGCUUUACCAAGAUCAUGAGGAAGUUGGCUGAGCUGCAUCCAGAAGUCAGUAGGGACCAGCUCCUGGAUGCGCUGCAGGCCGUGCGCGCGGACCGCUGUGGCCUCCUCAACGGCCUGUCCAUCAGCACGAUCGUGGAGAUGACUUCCUCCAAGCUCCAGAGCUCGGCUUCCCGCGAGGCCCCCAGGAGGCAGUGA
Messenger RNA from Ochotona curzoniae (black-lipped pika), 3096 nucleotides. RefSeq names its product RNA binding motif protein 44 (gene RBM44). Gene Ontology annotation, molecular function: RNA binding. The coding region runs from base 1 to 3096 and encodes 1031 amino acids. The record is from RefSeq and is a predicted model, not a curated record. The transcript has 15 exons. NCBI's taxonomy places the organism in Eukaryota, Metazoa, Chordata, Mammalia, Lagomorpha, Ochotonidae.